GAUCGGAUCAACUUUCAGAGGGAGAAGGAGAGAGACUGCGUACCGUUGCUGUUGGUGAUUUGCGAAGGGAAUGCAAGAUAAAAAUCCCGUGAAUUUCUAGGUCAGAAGCCAAAUUCAUCAAUCAGGCUUUGGAAAUCUACUUGCUACCAUACGCAAGGUCGUCAAUCACAAGUUUUCCAGUUAGUUAAUCAAGGGCUGUAGACAUUGUAGAAAUCGCUGUUCCAAACGAGAUUUUGCCCGUGUGUGGAGUAAUUUCGUAAAGGUUGGCCUUCUUUGUGUGAGCCGGUGUCUAGUUUAGAUCAAUUAAGGGAAUAAAUCAUGUUCAAGCAAUCACCACGCAGAAAUGGUCGAAACAAGGGAUUGAAGAUAAAGCACGUGUUGCAGAUCUGUGUUUUGCUUGGUGUGAGUGUAUGGUUGCUUUACCAACUGCAGCACUCCGGUAAUAAGAAAGCGGUCUCUGCUACACACAUCUCCGAGAGGUUAGAACAUGAUGGCGAUAAUGACGUGAUCAAGUUAGGGAGAAAAGGGCUUCAACCGAAAGUGGAGGAAGCAAAUGGUGACCAUCAUGAAGAUGAAGAUGAAAACAAUUCUGAAGAGCUUGUCCAUGACCAUGACAAUGACAGCAGUGAGGAGGAUGAAGGCAACCAACAGGAGAAAACCGAAGAGGAGAAUGGUGCAAGAAACACCGAAGAGGCUGCAGAGACUGAAAAUAAAGACGAUGUAGAAGAGAGCAGGGAAAAGGAGGAUGGGAUCGAAAAGAUGAAUGAAACUGAAAAUGGAAGCGAAGAGACUCAAGAACUGGAGAAGAAAGAAGGAAGUGAGAAUGAAGAAAAUGAAACCAAGGGAUUGGAGAAGAAUGAUGAACAAGACAAUGGGGAGAGCAGAAGUGAAGAAAACGUUAGGGAAGAUGGCAAACAGGAUGGAAGUGAAGAGACAAAAUCAGAGAACGAAGAAAAGCACGAUGAACAAGAGAAUGUUGAGGAAGCGGAGAAGAAUGACGAAAACCCAAACAUCAAGAAUUUGGGUUCAUCAGCAGAUCAAAAUGAAAAAAGAAGCGAUGGAAAUGACCAGAGUGUGAGAGAGGAGAAUAGAAAAGGAGAUGAUGCCUCCAGUGAAGUGGUUGAUGAAUCUCAAAAGACAAUAGAAACAGAAUCAAAGGAGCAAACUGUAUUUACAGACUCUACAAACAUAAGUUCAGAUCCAAAUUCAGCACAAAACGAGUCCUCUGAGCAUAGUGAAGGGACCAACUCUACCAACAAUGGAUCAAGUUCAGAUUCAAAUUCAGCAGAGACCAACUCAUCGCAGAUGGAAUCCAAGGAGCAAACUGGAGAUACCAGUUCUACCAACAAUGAAGCAAGUUCAGACUCAGCACAGAACGAGUCAACCCAGAUAGAGUCCAAAGAACAGACUGAAAGCACCAACAAUGAAGCAAGUUCAGACUCAGCACAGAACGAGUCAACCCAGACAGAGUCCAAAGAACAAACUGAAAGCACCAACAAUGAAGCAAAUUCAAAUUCGAGUCCAGCAGAAAACGAGUCAAUACAAAGAGAGUCUAACGAGCAAAGUGAAAGCACAGACUCUACCAGCACUGGUUCGAGUUCAGAUUCAAACUCGGCACAAAACGAGUCGACCCAGACAGAGACCAAGGAGCAAACAGAGAGUCCUGACUCUACCAACGAUGGAGCAAGUUCAAAUUCAGAUUCAGCACAAAACGAAUCGAAACAGACGGAGUCCAAUGAGCAAACCAUGAGUACAGACUCUAACACGAAUGGAGAAAGUUCAGAUUCGAACUCAGUGCAAAACGAGCCAACCCAGACAGAGUCCAAGGAGCAAACUCAAAGUACAGACUCUACCAACAAUGGAGAAAGUUCAGAUUCAAACUCAGCGCAAAACGAGCCAACCCAGGCGGAAUCAAAGGAGCAAACUCAAAGUACAGACUCUACCAACAACGGGGAAAGUUCGGAUUCGAACUCGGUCCAAAACGAGUCAACCCAGACUGAUUCGAAGGAGCAAACUCAAAGUACAGACUCUAACAACAAUGGAGAAAGUUCAGAUUCAAACUCGGUGCAAAACGGGUCAACCCAGACAGAGUCCAAGGAGCAAACUCAAAGCACAGAAUCUACCAACAAUGGAGAAAGUUCAGAUUCGAACUCAGCACAAAACGAGUCAACGCAGACAGAGUCCAAGGAGCAAACCCAAAGCACGGACUCUACUAGCAAUGGAGCUAAUUCAGAUUCAAACACCGCACAAAAUGAGUCGACCACCCAGACAGAGGACAAGGAGCAAACUCAAAAUACAGACUCUAACAACAAUGGAGCAAGUUCAGAAUCAAACCCGGGACAAAACGAGUCAACUCAGACAGAAUCGAAGGAGCAAAAUCAAAGUACAGAGUCUAACAACAAUGGAGCAACUUCAGAUCCGAACUUGGCGCAAAACGAGUCGACCCAGACGGAAUGGAAGGAGCAAACUCAAGGUGCAGACUCUAACAACAAUGGAGCAAGUUCAGAAUCAAAUCCAGCACAAAACGAGUCAACGCAGACGGAAUUGAAGGAGGAAACUCAAAGUGCAGACUCAAACAACAAUGGAGCAAGUUCGGAGUCGAAUUUGGCGCAAAACGAGUCAACCCAAACAGAGUCUAAGGAGCAAACUCAAAGCACAGAUUCUACCAACGAUGGAGCAAGUUCAGAUUCGAACUCAGGACAGAACGACUCAACACAGACAGACAUUGGAGGUGGAGGUGAAGGAAGCAGCCAUGAUGCAGAGUAGAGUGAUCUUCUACUUAUUAUAGAAUCUACUACUCAAGUUUCUAUUCCAGUUUUUUUUUUUUUUUCGGUUGUGGUAAAAUAGCAUGCAAGUGUAGUGAAAGUAUGUAUGUAUGCAUCUGGUCAUGUUUGUUGAUGGUUGGUUGCACAAGCACCUUAGGAGGAAUCAUUAUUUUAAAUUUUAAAUAAUGGUUUUGUUUCAAA
Molecule: messenger RNA, 2966 nt
Organism: Cynara cardunculus var. scolymus (artichoke)
Lineage: Eukaryota; Viridiplantae; Streptophyta; Magnoliopsida; Asterales; Asteraceae
Product: dentin sialophosphoprotein-like
Exons: 2
Coding region: 319-2766 (815 amino acids)
Source: RefSeq, a predicted model, not a curated record